This is a messenger RNA of Daucus carota subsp. sativus, 543 nucleotides long. Its product is annotated as dof zinc finger protein DOF4.4. Gene Ontology annotation, molecular function: DNA-binding transcription factor activity; DNA binding. The transcript has a single exon. Lineage: Eukaryota; Viridiplantae; Streptophyta; Magnoliopsida; Apiales; Apiaceae. The coding region runs from base 1 to 543 and encodes 180 amino acids. The record is from RefSeq and is a predicted model, not a curated record. Gene Ontology annotation, biological process: regulation of DNA-templated transcription.
AUGUCCAACCCCAAUUCAGAGAUGGAGGAAAUGAUGAAGCCACCCCAAAACCUCAAGUGUCCCCGAUGUGAUUCAGAGGAGACAAAGUUUUGCUACUUUAACAACAGUAAGUCAUCUCAGCCUCGUUAUCGAUGUAAGAACUGCAACAGAUUCUGGACCCAUGGUGGGAAACUUAGAGACAUCCCGUCCAAUGCGGCAGAGAGGAGGGCGGAACGUGCUCGGGAUUCUUUCAUCUCCACUAUCUCAUCUCCCCCAACAGUGACAUAUGCUGCUGCUGAGAUUGAUAGGGCUAGGCCCCUAUACCUGACUCGCCCGCGACCUAAUCAGCCUCGGCUUGAAUUUGUCCGAACGGACAUAAACAGCUUGUCGAUUACAAAAUCUCAUGCGGCCCCAAAAUAUGUGCAGGUCCAGAAGUAUCAUGUUCAGCCAAACCUAAGUGUUUUUCAAGCUAGUUAUGGUCAAGGCGUCCCCGACCGUCAUUACAUGGGCGGUUCAACUAGCGAUCCUUCUAGGUCGUCUUCUGGUGCUUGGUUUUCUUAUUAA